Talaromyces stipitatus ATCC 10500 is the source of this 1437-nucleotide messenger RNA. RefSeq names its product bicyclomycin resistance protein, putative. The coding region runs from base 1 to 1437 and encodes 478 amino acids. Gene Ontology annotation, molecular function: transmembrane transporter activity. Lineage: Eukaryota; Fungi; Ascomycota; Eurotiomycetes; Eurotiales; Trichocomaceae. The record is from RefSeq and is a predicted model, not a curated record. The transcript is spliced from 4 exons. Gene Ontology annotation, biological process: transmembrane transport.
AUGAAGGAUGAAGGCCAAACCCCCAUUCACGAUCAAUACAAAGUCAGCUGGGGUGAUAACGACCCAGCCAACCCAAAUAAUUUUGCGCCUAUCUACAAAGUGUGGAUAACAUCGCAAAUGGCCAUGCUAGCUUUUGUUGGAUCUUUCGGUGCCUCGGUCAUCUCUCCCGCGGAAGCCGUAUUGGCAACUGAGUUCAAUAUCAGCAGAGAAGUGACCGUCCUUCUACUGUCGCUUUUUGUUCUUGGCUAUGCCUUCGGCCCCAUGGUCUGGGGUCCCUUUGGAGAAGUGUAUGGUCGGAAACUGUCAAUGUUGCCAGCCGUAUUCGUCUUAGGACUCUUCAGCAUCGGGACAGCUACCAGCAAGUCUGCUGCGGCCAUCUUUGUCACGCGUUUUUUCGGUGGCUUCUUUGCUUCAGCCCCCAUCAGCAACGUUUCUGCCGCUAUAGGAGACUUUUAUGGGCCCAAAGAACGAGGUGUUCCAAUGGCUUUGAUGGCAGCCUGUGUUGUAGGCGGCCCAUGUCUUGCACCAGUCGUGGGGGCCGCCAUAGUCGUGAACCCACAUAUGGGAUGGCGCUGGACCGAGUACAUUCAGGGUAUCAUCACAUUCUUCGUCACCGCUGUCACCGCCGUGUGUUUACCUGAAACAUACCAUCCGGUGCUCCUAAAGCGUAAAGCACAGCAGCUACGGCAAGAAACUGGCAAUAGCCAAUACUGGCACCCGCAUGAAUCAGAAAAAAUAAAUCCCCGAAACGUGUUGACAAAGUACAUCAGCCGACCACUCCGGAUGCUUUUUACCGAGCCUAUCGUCACAUGUAUUGCACUCUAUGCCUCAUACGUCUACGGUCUGCUGUUUUUCCAAAUGGAAUCGUUCCCCUUCGUGUUCUACCAAGAACGUGGCUAUUCGCUCGUCAUCUCCACCCUUCCUUUUUUAGGCCUUCUCGUUGGUGUCCUAUGUGCUUUGACGAUUAAUUUCGCUAACCAAACGUUCUAUGCAAAGGCAGUCGCUAAGAACAGGGGCUGCGCAGUUCCGGAGGCCCGCUUACCACCAAUGCUAAUAGGGGGGAUCUUUUUCUCUGCUGGCAUGUUUUGGUUUGGAUGGACAGCCGCACCGAGAUACUCCUGGGUUCUUCCAACCGUUGCAGCAGGCUUCAUUGGUGCGGGCUUCAAUAUCACUUUCCAGCAGUGUCUGAACUUUCUCGUUGACACAUACGGCCCCUUUGCCGCAAGCGCCAUGGCUGGUAACACCUUCCUGCGGUCUUUACUUGCCUGUGGCCUACCUAUGGCCGCUCGUCCUUUGUUCACAAAGCUGGGUGUUGGUCUGGGUUCCAGUUUGCUUGGAGGCCUUUCGUGCUUGGCAUUACCAGUUCCUCUAAUUUUCAUGAAGUACGGCAUCAAAUUGAGAAAGAUGUCGAAAUUUGCUCAAGUCGCAAACGAAUAG